This is a messenger RNA of Xiphophorus hellerii (green swordtail), 6250 nucleotides long. RefSeq names its product fibroblast growth factor 14 (gene fgf14). NCBI's taxonomy places the organism in Eukaryota, Metazoa, Chordata, Actinopteri, Cyprinodontiformes, Poeciliidae. The transcript has 5 exons. Gene Ontology annotation, molecular function: growth factor activity. The record is from RefSeq and is a predicted model, not a curated record. The coding region runs from base 1024 to 1773 and encodes 249 amino acids.
AUUGAGCGUGGGAAAAUAAAUCGCGUUGUUUUGUCAGUAGCAUCCCCCCCUCUACCUCCCCUCCGUCCCCAUUACGCGCCUAUCGACGCACACUCAUCUCUCUCUCAUUAUAUGUCACGGGUCAUAUAAUGCGCCGAUCGUCAGGGAGUUUACAUUUCUAUAUCUACAUACUACGCAGACGUCACGUUGCACGGUACUCGGAUCAACUCUCGCCCCUCCUGUUCGGUCUAACUGACUGCUGUUGUGUUACCGGAUUGCGUUUUACGCAACAUUAACCGGAAGGAUUGUCAAAUAAUUGCGAAGCUCCUUUACUGUUGCGCAUUCCUCUCUCCGUGUGUGUGUGUGUGUGUGUGGGUGUGUGAUUUUAAUGUGCACGUCUCUUCGGGGAGUGGAAGCUGUCGCGGAUACCUUCUUGCAAACUUCGCGUCUCGCCUCGGCUCCUCAGCUCUCCGUAGGAGGCGCCUGUGUUUGUUGAGUUGCCCGGCGGCGCACAUGCACGGGCGUCCCCGCUGCUGCUGGCCGAGCAGUGCCGCUUUUCCCAUGGCAGAAGAAAAGGAGGAAGGAUAAAGCAGAAGCUUAAAAAAAGGGAGAAGAGUGGGAUAUUUUUUUUCUGUUUCUCCCAGCUAGGACGCAGCGCACCCGCCGUUAAACAUUUCUAAGGACAAUUGACUGAUUGAAACCAGACGCUGGUUACAGGUAUGAAUAUUCUCCCGAGGUCUCCGUGCGCAUGAGUUGGGCUUCUUAUCAAGAGCAUUGUCACUGAUGAGUGGGAUUACUUAUGAAGAUGUGCAUUUUUAUUUUUAUUUUUUUUCCCCCCAUCGUGCUCCAGAAUAUUUCGAAUGAUAAUGGGAAUCUGGUUUAGUAUCACCAGUACCAUGUAGGGGUUGGACAAAGGAGAGGAAAACCAGCAGUCAGAAAUACCUAGCCCCGCCGGUAUGGGACUGUGACCCGGGUUGCGAGCUCCGAGAGGCGGCUGUUCUCUGAGUGCAGACUGGACCCGAGCAGCUGUGACAUUUCCGAGCCAUGGCCGCUGCUAUCGCGAGUGGGCUGAUCAGACAGAAGAGGCAAGCGCGGGAGCAGCACUUGGACCGACCCUCCACAAACCGACGGAGGAAGAGCCCCAACAAGAACAAGGGGCUCUGCAAUGGGAACCUGGUCGACAUCUUCUCAAAAGUGCGCAUCUUCGGGCUCAGGAAGCGAAGGCUACGGAGACAAGAUCCCCAGCUCAAGGGUAUAGUGACCAGGUUAUAUUGCAGGCAGGGAUACUACUUGCAAAUGAACCCAGAUGGCUCUCUUGAUGGGACCAAGGAUGACAGCAGUAAUUCCACAUUGUUUAACCUUAUUCCUGUGGGCCUCCGAGUUGUCGCCAUUCAGUCAGUGAAGACAGGGUUAUACAUCGCCAUGAACGGGGAGGGCCAUCUCUACACAUCAGAACUAUUUACAGCGGAAUGCAAGUUCAAAGAGUCAGUGUUCGAGAACUACUAUGUGAUCUACUCGUCCAUGCUGUACAGACAGCAGGAGUCAGGGAGAGCAUGGUUCCUGGGGCUCAACAAGGAGGGCCAAGCCAUGAAGGGAAACCGAGUGAAAAAAACAAAACCAGCUGCUCACUUCCUGCCCAAGCCAUUAGAAGUCGCCAUGUACAGAGAGCCAUCGCUGCACGACGUCGGAGAGACGGUGCCCAAGGCGGCCGUGCCUCCCAGUAAAAGCACAAGCGAGCCAGUGGUGAUGAACGGAGGCAAACCUGUCAGCAAGCCCGACAAACCAGCCACAUAGCCACACCUGACCAGUGCCUAGUGGGAGUGCAUGUGCGGGAGGGGAGGAAUGUAACGGAGGCAAGGUCUUUUUGUUUUUCUCAAGCUAGUCUCCAAACCCUCUUUUUUUUUUUUUCUUGCUCUCUUUUUUUCCUGCGGAUAACAUCCAGCCGAGACUCCCUUCUCUUAUUCUCUUGCUCCUCCUCCUACUUCCUUUCUCUGCCUAUGUCAGCACAGACUGAUUCUGCGAUGGCUCGGUCUAUCCAGCACAGGAGGGUAGAAGACCUCUGAUCCUGUAAUGCCUUUAGAUCCCUUUGAAAUUGCGAGAAUUGAACUGAAUGACACGCGGUUCACACUGACGCUUGAUGCUGGCUUUGUCGGAAGAACCUCCUUCUCUAUAAUGCCCUGUCACAGCAGCGGCUGUGUACCUUCAGAUCUAUUUUCUAUAUCACAGUUCACCAGCUAUGUUCUGGGAUAGAGACUGUAUAGACAGAGUAAAUAUUUGGACUGUUGUCCUAUAUUUUUUACAAGUAUGUUCCCCUUUCCUUCUCUUUCUAAUGCUGGUCAACAUACAGUUAGUUUUUGUCAAAGGGAAACUAGGAAAUCUUUUGCAAGAGGAGUUGUAUGAUUUUUUUUCUAAGAAACACAACGAACUUUAAAGCAUACCAGUACACACCUGAAAGAGCCCAAAUGAACCUUUUUUUUGUUUGUUUUGUCUACAACAUGUGUACACCUAGAAAAGCAGUCGAAGAAAGUUUGUGCAGCUUCUCCUCGGCUCAUAAAAACACAUUGGAGGCUGGCAGACGGCUCCCGCAAUCAUAGUUGAUGAAGUGCUAAUUACCGCCACUGCAAUCAAUGCGAGGAGCUCCCUGUACACGCACAAACAAACCCCCUCACACAAAAACACAAAUAUUUCUAAACAGAUGUGCGUGUGGGUGGGUAGGAGAGCGCUGUAAGGAAUGGUGUAUACAUAUCACUAUCUGUGUCCCACCAGCGGUUCAGUCCGCCUCCUCUGGUGAACGAAGAAAAAGGGAAAGAAAAAAAAGAACCUGAAGUCUAUUUUUCUUUAAUCUUAUUUCAGAGCGUGGGCUCUAGGAAAUAUCUCUAGGCCUUGUAGGCCUCAGUUCCUCACUCACCGACGUCUUUGGACAUUGAAGCAAGGCUUUGUGGCUUCGACCCAGAUGGUCUAUAACUGCAGCAAAUGGCAGCCGUGUUAUGGCGGCAUCUACUUAAAGCAAACAACAUGGCUGAAAACCAAUAGGUCUUAUUUAUACGUGCUGCAUCCCUAUUUGGUUCAGCAAUCUAAAGCAUGGACAAGGUCACUAUUGUUCCCACUUUGCAGCAGUUAUACUACAGAUGGCUUUUAGUGCAUCUGUGUGUCUGUAUAAAAACUUAGGGAAAAAUGACUUUUAAAAAUCAUAACUUUUUAAAUGACUAGAUGAUUUAUUGUUAUUAUUAUUAUUAUUAUUAUUAUUAUUAUUAUUAUUAUUAUUAUUAUUAAGAUUAUUAUAAAAAGGAUUCGUCUCCUAGCUCAGCAUGCAAAGUCCAGUACUGAUCAUCUUGGCCUAUCACGUGCCUGUUUGGACCUUGAUUCCCGGCAUGCAAAAACAAGGUCCCAGUCCCCACUGGGCCAAAGGUGCCUCACUCACCCGAUAGAUCCAUGUGUAGGGCGCGUAGCAUUAUCCAUUGAAAAACCGACACUCAGAUGUGUUCGUUCUGAAACAACCAAAGUCCUUUUUUUUAAUCCCAAGAAGAACUUAAUCUUAAAUACAAAAAAAAGAGGAAAAAAAAAAAUUCUAAUCUGACUCGCUCUCAGAUUUAAUCCAUCAAAGCUCUCACUGUGACAGCAUUUAUUCGUUUGAAAGAACCAACUCCUCUUGACCCGCAGCGGUCUUGGCUGAUGUCACUUUUUUGCGAGGGAAGUACGUAUAACCUAAACUACUCAUGUGCAUGUGUUUUCUACCGGAAGCAAGGUAUGGGGGCAUUGCUCUUCACUCCGUAUGAGCAGGGGGGCGCGCCGAGAGGGGCUUGGACGGGCAUGUUGCAGGCAUCGGCACGCUCAUGACUCAUGUGAAGGUGAUCCGCUGCACUUUGUUUUGCAUUUUUGUCACGACUGUUAGUGGGUUUGUUCGACAGAUUUCUUAAGUCUUGCGUUAAUCAUUUUUAUUUUGUUAGAUACGAUUUGUAAUAGGAAGUAGAUUGUCGUUGCUGCUGUAUGCUGCUAAAAGUGCAACCAUAUUACAAAAGCUGUCAUGGUAAACAUAUUUUUCCGUUUUUGUUUUAGUUAUACAUGUUCAGUUUGUGGUUAUUAUUACUAUAGUUCAUCAAAUGUCAUUGAGACAUACUUAUGUAUUUGUAAAAAAAAAGAAACAAACGACAAAAAAAGCAGUUCAUGCGACGACGAAAUCGGUGUGCUGACACACACCUCCACACCCAGAGGCUGCGAAUCGCUGAAGUUGUAUGCAGGGCGGAUGUUUUUGCCCUUAUUACAGCUCGUCAUCCUCUACUUCUACAAACUCUACAUGCUGGGCUGGUUACUUGCUCUGGCCACGCAGACCAGAUAACUGGUUCUUUCAAGGCUGAAAUUAUUUUUGUAAAGGACUGGUGUGUAAAUGUACAUCUGUUAAAAUCUCCGGUAUUGUUUUUUUUGUUGUUGUUUGUUUCUCAUCUCUCUUGUGUACGGAUCGUGUGUGCUGCUACUUCCAGAUCCCAACUGGUUUUGCUUCGUUUUCCUUGUAAUCAAGUUAUUUAUUUGUUUUUAGGAAUAUUCUUGUAAAGUCAAUUUACAUUUGCAAUCAGAAAUAUUCAACCCCUAAAAGAAACUGCACUGAUGUGUGGUUGAAAGAUAAUAUAAUAAUGAAUAAAUAUUUAUUGGAACAUUUUUGAGUUGUGUUGACAGUAGAAGUCAUUAGCUGACCCGUUUUCAAAUCAGGCACAUAGCACAGUACUGGCCCAUUUGUCCAAACAGCUUCAUUUUGGUUUCAUUAGUCCAUAAAACUUUCCCAAGAUUUUAUCUAAAUUCCAACCAGCAUAUUCUAAACUUUUAACUUUCCCUGUUAAGACUGGAGAAAAUCAUGAAGUCCUUUGUCUAAGCAGUUCAUGUCUUAUAGCCUUUGCGCCUUUAACGCGUCAACCUGCGGGUGUCUUAAAGUCACACAGUUGCUUUUAGGAUCCCUGAAGGAAUGUUGGGCUUCCUACCACAGAAAGGCAGGUCUGCAGCUGUUCCAUAUGUUUUAAACCUCUUUAUAGUGCUCCCAAUGGUGUCUCACAAAAUGUUUCUUUAAAAAAAAAAAAAGAAGUUUUGUACCCAAGACCCCUCAGGUAUGGUGAAACAAUCCCCCUUCUCUGUUUUUAUGAAAGCUUCUUCGUCUCCUUUGCAAUCACAUCCCAGGAUUGCAACUUACCUUGCAUACCUUUAUGGGCGGUGUGAACGUAUGCAUUGUUGCCAAAGCUAAUGGGGAAUCACAAUAAAGCUCUUAAUUAUGGUAAACAGGCUUGAUGAUGUUUCCACUUUAUUAAGCAGUCUGAGCUUCUACGAUCCAAACAGCACUUCUGCAGGAGUUGCACAAUUGUGAGAGUUACCUCCAGAGCAUCAAAAAAAAAAAGUUUAAUUCUCCUCUCUGACAAAACUCAAUUCAAAUUUCUAAAAUCUUCAUGGGGUUGACUAAAUCUCACUGCAACUGUAACUUUUGCUUGAUUUUGUAACCUUUGGUUUUGUAUAACGUUCCAUCUGUUGCAUGGGGAGAGGACGGCAUUGAUGAACUGCAUGUAGUAGGCUAUGUCUAUCCAGAACUGUUGGUAUGUGCCGCAGAUUUUACAUAAUAUAUGCAAUGAGUUUGUCUACACUAUACAGUUUGUGUUUGUUGUAUACACAUAUACAACAUGCUGAAUAAAAUAUUUAUAUAAAUGCCUACUGUAAUGUCAGUAACUUAAUACUUAAUGCAAUAUAGUGUGCAGUAUAUUAUUGCACUUGCCAUUUUUGAGAGUACAAAGAAAACGGAAAGGGUUGGCUAGUUUAAGCAUGAAAAACAAAGGCCAAAGUAGAAAUCAAAUCUUUUCUUCGUGACCUCUUAUUGGUCGUCUUUUCAAGUGCUGACUGAGCUCUUUUUUGUCGAUGCAGCUCCCAUCCCCUUCCACCAUGUUUUGAAGUGACAUGAGCCAUCAAGCAUGCCAUGACUGAAAUAUUUAUGCCCUCCACUUUGUUUCCUCCACCUUAACCUUCUCACUGCGAGGAUAGUGUAGAUUCACAUGAUGGGCAGCUUGUUUUGGAUUGAUUACCUGGGAUGGAGAGGAACGUACACUAUUAAAAUGAUUUGUUUUCGAUAUAUACAUAUAUAUACUAUACCAUUGCAAGUAUGCUCAUUGGAGUUAUGUCAUGUUAUAUCAAAAUUUGUAACCAUGUAUGAUUAAGGUCUUCGCAUUGUUUUCCAUGCAAAAUGUGUCAUGCGGCACAUUUAAUGUUUUAUUAUGAAAAAGAAAUAAAAAACUUCAAAGAGUAA